UGUCAGAUGGAUGGAAAUGGAAAAAAACAAUGUGAGUGAUAAGUGAAAAUAUGGCAAAAUCUAAAAGUUAAGUUUUAUUAAAGUAAAGUUUAGGUAUAUUUUUUAUCGACUAAGUUCCCUAAGUUUUAUAAUAUAUAAAAUAAUGACCCACGUCGAAAAACGCCAAAGUCGCCCAGGCAAAGAGGCAAUUCAUUCUGGACAUUUUAUGGUAUCGCAAUUCGAAGCUGAAGAUCAGGACGAUUUUGAUGACCUAGCUAUUCCUGUACCUGAUGAAGAACAAAACGCCCCUAAAGAAUCUGCAGUAGCCACCUACACAUUGCCUACGACCUCUGAGAUAUUUCAACAUUCAGAUAAAGAAGAUAGUAAACAACAUCAACAACUUUCUAUUGAAAUAUCACUUACAAAAUUAUUUAAAUGUAUGACUUUAGCAUAUCGACAAAAACUAACCUCACCAAAAUGGAAUCGUUUCAAAGGUAUAAAACUCCGGUGGAAGGACAAAAUAAGAUUAAACAACGUCAUAUGGAGAUGCUGGCACAUGCAAUUUAUAAAGAAACAAAACACUUUAGUCUGCCAGUUCGCAUCCCCAUUGGAUGUUGACACGCAUGUGAAACCAGAGACAACAAUAUUAGAAGGCAAAUAUUGGAAAAGAAGAGCCGAAGCUGUGAUAGCGGAAUAUAAAAAAUGGCGCAUGUUUCAUAUUAUGAGGCUCUUCGGCAAGGGGGACACCUCUGUCCAGGAUUCGAUGUCAAAACUAUGCGGUUUUCAGAUGUCGGACAUGGACACCGUCGAGUCUCAGUGCAGCGACUUUGCUGCCAACAUGCUCACCGAUGAGGACUACCUGACCUUCAUGAGUGACACACUCUUUUCAACCAUCACAAAUCAUCAACCUUUCGCAUUUCCAGAUUGCAGGGAAAUCGCCAGAGGUGCAAGCUUAGCUGAUUUCAUUCAACCAAGCUUAGGUCCUCUGCAACCAAAUCUCGAUGAUUUGAUGGAUACUCUUGAACCGUUCCAAGACCUUCUUUCAAGUUCUCGCUUGCCGCCUGUACCGGAAGAGACGACAAUUUCUUCUGAAGAUCCCUUAUACAGGAGUGGAAUGUCAGUAGAUUCUUAUAAUCCACAGAACUAUAUUGCUGACAAUCAAAAUACUACAGUCGCAAUGCCUACCAGUCAGAUGACUAUUCAUGGUACUAACAGUAACACCCAAAUGAUAUCGAUGUCGGAGCCAGUAAAAAAUGAUCAAUUACGUGUGUACAAUGGACGUCUGUUCGCGACAUCAGACUUGUCUAAUAAUAUUCUGGGUACGCAGGAAAUGUUGCCGUCGUUUCCUCAGAAUACUUACGAACAGCAAAAUGCAACGCAUCCAGAACAAAUGCAUGGUAACGUCUACGCGAGCAAGUCGCCUCGAGUACAGUUUGUAAAUACGCAAACCAAAAUUCUUCCUCAACAAGAUACAUGCUACCCUAAAUACAAUUCCGCUUUACCGCCAUCACAGACCGCGCCAGAAACUGUAUCAUUGCUUCAGCAGCCGGUACAGAAUUCUAAAUAUGCUUCUACUUUAGUAAUACAAGGAAGGAGUGGAUAUGGUCGAGAGAAACCACGGUCUAGGCUAAGUCAUUACUCGGGUCAGGUGACGAACAACCACUACCAGGGUUACUCGCAACCUCUGCAAAACCCAGUGCACGUGGCACCGCAGAGCUAUGACGUGCGGCCGUCCGUACGACACUCCCCUCCUCAAAUGCAGUACCUGCAACCGAACCCGGUAGACUUCAAGGCGAAAUCUUCACCGAACAGCGUCAACACGCGAUCAUUCAAAUUACCUUCGCCACCUCUAGUGCCGGUAACGUCGCAACAGGUGCAGGUUGCGGUGGGUGUCAACGUGGUGAGCGGCCUGAGUGCGGCUAGUGCGAAGAGUGUCCGUAACAAGGAGCAGUACCGUUCGCACAGCUUGCCGCUGGGAGCACAGCUCAGCGCAGACUGGGUGGUUAGCGCGCCCGCAAACACGCAUACGCCCUCACACACGCAUACGCACGCCCACGCCCAUGCGCACUCGCUCGACGCCUCCAGCACGCACGCCUCGCGAGCGCGCGAGGUGACUCCCGGAGCCAUUCGCAUCCGGUCGAGGUCAUCGUCCAGUGGUGUGUCUGCGGAGGGCGCGAGUGGCGGUGUUGGCGGUGGCGGGGGUGGUGCCACGCGCCGCCCACCGCCGCUCACGAGUGUAGCCUCCGAGCCCACGCUUCCGCAAGCCAGCGUCAUGCUCGCGCAACUUCUCUCAGCCCAACACUCUCAAAGCUUGUAUAAAUUGAAUAACAGCGUAGAGGAGAGUGUGGGCGUUAGUGAUCCCACAAAGUCCCCCAUCCUUAGAGGACAGCCCUCGCCCAUUGGGAGUGAUAUCAUAUCACCUCACCAUUCGCGUGCGCAGUCGCUGUCUCCACCGGGUUCGCCGAGCUCGGAGCGCGCGGGGUCGCCGCGGGAGUCGCGCGAGGCGCGUCGCACGCAUCUUCACGCUGAACAGAAGCGUCGAUACAACAUCAAGAAUGGUUUCGACACGUUGCAGGCGCUCAUACCACACCUCAACACCAAUCCUGCCGCUAAGAUUAGUAAAGCUGCCAUGCUACAAAAAGGGGCCGAGUAUAUCAAGCAGUUGAAGGCAGAGAGGAAUCAAAUAAAAGAAGAAAUGGAAAGUUUACGACAGCAGAUCGAAUGCUUAAAUAAUUCCAUUUCCAACUGCCACUCGCUGCUGCCGGCGACGGGCGCGCCCGUGUCGCGCGGGCGCGCGGGCCGCCUGCGCGAGAUGUUCGCCGCGCACGUGGCCGCGCGCACCGCGCACAACUGGAAGUACUGGCUCUUCAGCGUGGUGAGCGCGGCGCUGGUGGAGUCCUUCAGUGCGUGCGUGUCGUGCAGCAGCGCCGCCGACCUCGUGCGCACCACGCUGCUGUGGGCCGAGCAGCACUGCUCGCUCGUCGAGAUGCGCCCCGCGGUUUUGAACUCGUUACGAGUCCUCUGUACGACGACCGACAUUCUGACGAGUCCAGAGCGACUCGCGGACGAGGCGCGCGCCGCCGCCGCCGCCGCCGGCGUCAAGCGCGAGCCCACGUAGCGAACACCGCCGACAGCGCCGACACCGCCGACACCGCCCACACCGCCCACACCGCCCACACCGCCCACACCGCCCGACACACCAGCCAUCUACCGACCUACCGCCCGCCCGACCAGCAGUGAGAAUUACACCUGAUGCGAAUGAAUUCGAUUUAUUUCGCUACUUUCACCGCAAUCGUUAUAUUUCAUUAUUCGAAAAUUUGUUAAAUAUUCUUAUGAUUUGCUCGUAAAGAUGUCUGAAAGUUGAAACUUAUGUAUCAGCGUAAUUCUCGCCGAAAUGGUCAUAGUGUAAGUUUAUUUGCAGCUCGUUAGGUAUUAAUUAUGAAUUGAAUCGAACUUUGCUUCGUGUUCGUGUAAAUUUGUCUCGACGAAUGUAUUCGAUCUACUUUAAUUUUAGUAACAGCGCUGAAUGAAGGCGGCGUGGAUCGGCUCUGAGUAAAUGUCCUAAAAUUUACCGAGAAAUGUUGAAUUGAUUAACUAAAUGAUUGAUUAACUUUAUAUUUAUUUUAUAUAUUUGUUACAAUAAAAUUAAUUAUUGUAAAAUAUAUGUGAAAUUAAAUUAUAACAACUAAAUUAAUUGAUUAUUCGAGACAUGCUAGAGAACAUGAGGUGCGAUCGCGAUUAAAAACCUGCUUUGUACCUAAAAUAAUUAAUACUCAACAAAGGCGUUAAUAAAAUGGCGGUGUUUCCGGCCAUAUAUGAAUAUGUGCAAUUGUUUUGGUGUUCACGUAUUGAUCUUAUGAUCGAAGCGCACAAUUUUGUUAAUUUUGACGGGUAACGGUCGAGCUUAAACAAUUCCGUAGUAAAAUUAAAGUCUUAUGAUUAUCUGACAUUGUAUCAAUAUAAUAUACAAUUAUUAAAAUAUAGUUAAUUAUUUUAGCUCAAUAAUUUACAAAAAUCAACGAAUCUUAAAUAAUUAUGUAUCUUUAAUCCAAUUAUAAUAUAACAGAGUGAAUGUAAAUACAUACGAAUAUUAAUAAUAAUGAAAACGAAUCAGUGGCUUGCUAUCGUGCCUUCUCUAUUAAUAUUUGACGAUGUAACGUUUAAGCCGCUGUAGUCGCUACCAAAGAUUGCAAUGUCCAAUCUUACGAGCACCGCGCGGGACUCGGCGUCCCGAGUGUACGGCGGUCGCGUCAGCCGACCCGUCCCGUUGCAAGUGAAUACCAAUAUAGUCAUUAAGCGAAAAAAGAGAAUUUAUUAAAUAUGUCGAGAUUUAAUUUAGAAUUACUGUAAGUAUAUUUACGCGAGUAAGGUACUUUAAGUAAGUAAAUAUUUUUAUAUGGUUUGUGUCGUGACACAAAUAUUUUUAUAUAAACUGUAUAAAUCGGUGCCAACGUAAAUAUUGUUGUAAUUUGUUAUAUAGUAAUAUAAUUGUCUAAUGUAUCGUUGACUCUGGUAGCACGUUGUAUUUGGAGGCGCUUUCGCCCUCGAGUGAGCUUUAAUGAGUUAUUUGCAAUUGUUGUUCUUAUGGAAAUACAGUUU
Messenger RNA from Vanessa atalanta (red admiral), 4578 nucleotides. It is a transcript of the gene Mondo, whose product is annotated as carbohydrate-responsive element-binding protein. Bases 143 to 3097 code for a protein of 984 amino acids. Gene Ontology annotation, molecular function: DNA-binding transcription factor activity, RNA polymerase II-specific; protein dimerization activity; RNA polymerase II cis-regulatory region sequence-specific DNA binding. NCBI's taxonomy places the organism in Eukaryota, Metazoa, Arthropoda, Insecta, Lepidoptera, Nymphalidae. Gene Ontology annotation, cellular component: nucleus. The record is from RefSeq and is a predicted model, not a curated record. The transcript has 17 exons. Gene Ontology annotation, biological process: regulation of transcription by RNA polymerase II.